UUUUUUUUUUUCUUUUGUAAUUUGAUCUAAAUUCCUUGCUUUUUUUUUCUCUACUUUUUUUAACACCUGUAGUGUAAUAAAAUUAAGAGCAAGGACAAAAAAUUAAGCGAAAGUCAAAUAUGCAUCUGGGAUUACUUUCUCAUGGACAAUUGACAUUCGACCCUUUUAAACCUAUUAUUUUGAGAGGCUUACCAACAGAGGAUGCGUCUACAUUAUUCGCUGGUAAUGUUGUUUUGACAUUAUCGAAACCGACAAAAAUAACCAAUGUUUCUGUUACAUUAAGAAGUGAAGCUAUUACUUAUUGGCCAGAAGGUAUUGGCGCACGUGGAACAAAGUUGACAUCAGAAAAAAGUUUAGGUGAACAUACAUUAGAAAUUUUGGCACCUAACAAUGAGAAAAAUGCAUCCUUUUUAGUUUUACCUGCCGGAACACAUAGAUUUUCAUUUGCCUUUGUUAUACCAAAUUCUACAGUUGCAACAAUUGAGGAUACAUUUGGGAGAGUUCGACAUGUUGUAGAAGCUGAAGUUCAAAGACCAGGAGUAGUGAUGCUUUCAAAUUGGCAUAUUUCUAAACCAGUCAUGAUCUUUAGAACCUACAUGUCUAAUUCGUUAUUGACAAACAACUCAUUACAAAGCCUUUCAAGAACAUUUGAGAAACAUAUGCCCUGUGCAGACAUAGAGGUUGUAAUGGAAGCAGCUGCGUUUUCUUCUGGUGAUUUAUUCUACAUUCGAAUGAUUAUUGAACCUCAACUUAAACAUACUCGACUUGAACAUAUGGAAGUGAAUGUGAUUGAGACAAGGCGUUAUUGUGUUCCCGAAAUGCGUGCAUGGCGAAAUGAAUCAACAACAUUCUCAAUGCCGUUUGCUGGGUCGGUUCGAUUAGCCGAAUUUGGCGAAGUAGAUGUAACAACGGAACUACUUCGACCUAUCUUUGACAAAAAUCAAAAUGGACUUGAGUUAGUACAUGACUUUGCUCAUCGUUUAUCCUUUUUCGCUCCUACUUGUCAACAGAAUAUUCGACAUACAACUUAUUUUAAGGAAAUCUUGUUUCGUCAUCAUAUUGAAAUUAGUCUCACUUUAUCUUAUUUAGAUGAUACUACGGGAAAUAGACAGCUAAGUAGAGUUAAUAGUAUUGUCUCGGAAUCAAGCAUUAGUGUUCCAUCUCUAGCAAGAUCCUUAACUCCGCCUCCAACAGCUCAUGUAGUUACUAAUUCUCGAGCAUAUAAUAGCCAAACAUACAUCGAGAGUUUGACUACUCGAUUGGAUAAUAGUCCAAGUAGACCAAGCUCAGUUAUUACAACCACUAAUUCAUCAAGUUGGUCUAAUGUAUUAUUAAGACCAAAUAAGACAAAAGCUGAAAAGAAUGUAUUAUUAGCUGAUGAGAGACGUAAAGAAAGAUUUACAUUCGAUACACCCAUCACUGUAUUUGAUUGUCGAUUAAAAGAAGAUUAUGGAAAGUUACCUUCUUAUUUUGAAUUAGGAGUAAAACCGACAAUACAAGCGACAAAUAAGAAGAAACAAGACAUCCAUCAUCAUACAGCAACAACAACUAUGGAUAAACCAAAUCGACCUCAUCCUUAUUUAUGCUCAUGCUAUUAUGCCUUUUGUAGAGAAAUGGAAUUAGCUUCUAAAGCUUUAUAUCUAUCAACUGAGACAACGCCAGCUAUGCCACUCUUAGAUCGUAUUCCAUCCAUUCCUCCACCUGAUUAUUAUACAAUUUAAAGAGAGAGAGAUAGAGAGAGAUAGAGAGAAAUUGAUUGAUAGAUAGAUAGAGAGAGAGAGAGAAAAGAGUUAUAUAUGUUAUAUACCCCUUCAUUAUUUAAUACCUUCAUUUACAUAUAUUGCAAUAAAAAUAAAAUUACGCGAUAAUACAUAAAGAUA
This is a messenger RNA of Cokeromyces recurvatus, 1880 nucleotides long. RefSeq lists its product as uncharacterized. The coding region runs from base 120 to 1721 and encodes 533 amino acids. Gene Ontology annotation, molecular function: protein-macromolecule adaptor activity; ubiquitin protein ligase binding. Lineage: Eukaryota; Fungi; Mucoromycota; Mucoromycetes; Mucorales; Mucoraceae. Gene Ontology annotation, biological process: ubiquitin-dependent endocytosis. Gene Ontology annotation, cellular component: cytosol; plasma membrane; cytoplasm. The transcript has 3 exons. The record is from RefSeq and is a predicted model, not a curated record.